CCCCGCUGCCCGCCCCCCGCCCCGCCCCUGCCGCGAAGCCGGAGCCGGAGCCGGUGCCGGUGCGGGCGGAGCCCCCGGGGCCAUUUUCCCCCGGAGCCCCCGCGGUCCCGGUGCCGGUGCUCCCCGCCGGUGCCGCAUCCCCUGCGGAGCCCUCGCGGUGCCGGCGCCGUUUCCCCCGCCGGUCAUGCCCCCCCGUGGCGUCUUGGCGGACAUCGUGGCGCUCGGAGCCGGGGUCGGCGGCGAUGGCGGAGGAGAGCUCGAGUGGCAGCAGCGGCUCGCCCGGCGCCGGGGACACGCUGCCCUGGAACCUGGGCAAGCACCAGCGCUCCCAGCGAGCCAAGGCGGCCGCGGGCAACGGGACGGUGCUGGACCCCGCCGAGAGAGCCGUCAUCCGCAUCGCAGAUGAGCGAGAUCGUGUCCAGAAGAAAACCUUCACCAAAUGGGUCAACAAGCACCUUAUCAAGCACUGGCGACCAGAGGCGCAGCGCCAUGUCAACGACCUGUACGAGGACCUGCGGGACGGGCACAACCUCAUCUCGCUGCUGGAGGUGCUGUCGGGUGACACGCUGCCCCGGGAGCGCGACGUCCUCCGGACCUUGCGGUUGCCCCGGGAGAAGGGCCGGAUGCGCUUCCACAAGCUGCAGAAUGUCCAGAUUGCCCUCAACUACCUGAAGCAUCGGCAGGUGAAGCUGGUGAACAUCCGGAACGAUGACAUCGCCGACGGCAACCCCAAACUGACACUGGGGCUCAUCUGGACCAUCAUCCUCCACUUCCAGAUCUCAGACAUCCAGGUGACGGGGCAGUCGGAGGACAUGACAGCCAAGGAGAAGCUGCUGCUGUGGUCACAGCGGAUGGUGGAGGACUACCAGGGCCUCCGCUGUGACAACUUCACCACCAGCUGGCGGGACGGGCGCCUCUUCAACGCCAUCAUCCACCGGCACAGGCCAAUGCUGAUCGACAUGGGCCGGGUGUACCGCCAGAGCAACCUGGAGAACCUGGACCAGGCCUUCACCGUGGCCGAGCGCGAGCUGGGGGUGACGCGGCUGCUGGACCCCGAAGACGUGGACGUGGCGCAGCCAGACGAGAAGUCCAUCAUCACCUACGUGUCCUCGCUGUACGACGCCAUGCCGCGCGUGCCCGAGGUGCAGGACGGCGUCAAGGCCAACGAGCUGCAGCUGCGCUGGCAGGAGUACUACGAGGUGGUGACGGGGCUGCUGCAGUGGAGCCGGCAGCACUCGGCGCUCUUCGAGGAGCGUCGCCUCCCUGCCAGCUACGAGGAGAUCGAGAUCCUCUGGCGCCAGUUCCUCAAGUUCAAGGAGACGGAGCUGCCGGCUCGGGAGGCCGACAAGAACCGCUCCAAAGCCAUCUUCCAGGCGCUGGAGGGCGCGGUGCAGUCGGGGCAGCUGAAGGUGCCCCCCGGGUACCACCCGCUGGACGUGGAGAAGGAGUGGGGGCGGCUGCACGUCGCUGUGCUGGAGCGGGAGAAGCUGCUGCGGGCAGAGUUCGAGAGGCUGGAGCGGCUGCAGCGUGUGGUCACCAAGCUGCAGAUGGAGUCAGGGCUCUGCGAGGAGCAGCUGAACCAGGCGGAUGCUCUGCUGCAGGCAGACGUGCGGCUGCUGGCGGCCGGCAAGGCACCGCAGAAGGCGGCGGAGGUGGAGAGGGACCUGGACAAGGCGGAUGCCAUGAUCCGGCUGCUCUUCAACGACGUGCAGACCCUCAAGGACGGGCGGCACCCCCAGGGCGAGCAGAUGUACCGUCGCGUGUACCGCCUGCACGAGCGCCUGGUGUCCAUCCGCACCGAGUACAACCUGCGGCUCAAGUCGGGGGCGCCGGCGGCCGCGGUGACAGCGCCGGUGACAUCGGCGCAGCGGCGGCCGGAGCCGGACGAGGCCCCGCUGCGCUACCUGCAGGAGCUGCUGGCCUGGGUGGAGGAGAACCAGCGGCGCGUGGCCGCCGCCGAGUGGGGCGCGGACCUGCCCACCGUGGAGACCCACCUGGGCGCCCACCGCGGGCUGCACCGCGCCAUCGAGGAGUUCCGUGCCAAGGUGGAGCGGGCACGGGCGGAUGAGACCCAGCUGUCCCCCGGCCCCAGCGGUGCCUACCGGGAGUGCCUGGGCAAGCUGGAGCUGCAGUAUGCCAAGCUGCUGAACUCCUCCAAGUCGCGGCUGCGGCACCUGGAGAGUCUCCAUGGCUUCGUCAGCGCCGCCACCAAAGAGCUGCUGUGGCUGAGCGAGCGCGAGGAGGAGGAGGUGGCCUUCGACUGGAGCCACAACAACCCCGCCAUGGCUGCCAAGAAGGAGAGUUACUCGGCGCUGAUGCGGGAGCUGGAGCUGCGGGAGCGGCGGAUCCAGGAGCUGCGGACCACGGGCGAGCAGCUGCUGCGAGAGGAGCACCCCGGGGCGCAGACUCUGGAGGCGUUCCUGGCAGCGCUGCAGACCCAGUGGAGCUGGAUGCUCCAGCUCUGCUGCUGCAUCGAGACCCACCUGAAGGAGAACACCAACUACUUCCAGUUCUUCGCCGAGGUGCGGGAGGCCGAGGAGCUGCUGCGGAAGACGGAGGAGACGAUGCGGCGCAAGUUCAGCUGCGACCGCGGCACCACGGCCACGCGCCUUGAGGACCUGCUGCAGGACCUCGCGGAGCAGAAGGAGCAGCUGGCGGAGUUGGGGGCGCAGCUGGGGGGUCUCUCCCGCCGCGCCAGGACCAUCGUGCAGCUGAAGCCACGCAGCCCCUCGACACCCCUGCAGGGCCGCCCCCCCAUCCAGGCCGUCUGCGACUACAAGCAAAUGGAGGUGACGGUGCACAAGAACGACGCCUGUGCCCUGGUGAACCACGCGCAGCCGCAGCAGUGGCGGGUGCUGAGCGCCGCCGGCAGCGAGGCCGUCGUCCCCUCAGUCUGCUUCCUCCUGCCACCCCCCAACAAGGAGGCUCUGGACGCCGUGCACAGGCUGGAGAGCCACCACCAGCAGCUGCUGGGGCUGUGGCAGCAGCUGCACCAGGACCUGCGCAGCCUCCGCGCCUGGCAGUACCUGACCCGGGACAUCCAGCAGAUCCACUCCUGGACGCACCUCACGUUCCGCACGCUGCCGGCCGAGGAGGUGCGCCAGGUCCUGUCCAGCCUGGAGAGGCACUACCAGGAGUUCCUGCGGGACAGCCAGGACUCCCAGAGCUUCCAGCCCGACGACCGGCUGCAGGUGGAGCGCGACUACAACGCCUGCACUCACAAAUACGAGCUGCUGCUGCGUAGCCAGGAGAAAGGAGAGCAGGACGAGUCUCUGUGCAAGAGCUACAUCUCGCAGCUGAAGGACAUCCGGCUGCAGCUGGAGAGCUGCGAGAGCCGCACCGUGCACCGCCUGCGCCUGCCCCUCAAGGCCGACCCCCUGCGCGAGUGCGCGCAGCGCCAGGCGGAGCAGCAGCAAACCCACCUGGAGCUGGAGGGCAUCCAGAAGAACCUGGCCAAAGUCAGCGAGAAGACUGAGCAGGUGCUGGCGCAGCCGGAGCAGGCGGGCUCGGCGCCCGUCCUGCGCUCCGAGCUGGAGGUCACCCUGCGGAAGAUGGAGCAGGUGUACAGCCUCUCCAGCAUCUACCUGGAGAAGCUGAAGACCAUCGGGCUGGUGAUCCGGAGCACGCAGGGCGCUGAGGAGCUGCUCCGCAAGUACGAGGAGCAGCUGAAGGACGUGCAGGCAGUGCCCGCUGACCUGGCUGAGCUGGAGGCCAGCAAGGCUGAGCUGAAGCGGCUGCGGGCACAGGCCGAGAGCCACCAGCCCUUCUUCAGCACGCUGGAGACCGACCUCGGCAAGGCCAAGGACGUCAACGAGCGGAUGGUCCGCGGCCACAGCGAGCGGGACGUGGACCUGGAGCGGUACCGGGAGCGGGUGCAGCAGCUGCUGGAGCGCUGGCAGGCCGUGCUGGGCCAGGCUGACCUGCGCCAGCGCGAGCUGGACCAGCUGGGCCGCCAGCUGGGCUACUACCGGCAGAGCUGCGACGCGCUGCGCCAGUGGAUCCGCGACGCCCGGCAGCGCCAGGAGGCCAUCCAGGCCGUGCCCAUCACCGACAGCCAGGCCGUGCGCGAGCAGCUGCUGCAGGAGAAGAAACUGCUGGAGGAGUGUGAGCAGCACAAGGAGAAGGUGGAGGAGUGCCAGCGCUAUGCCAAGCAGUACAUCGAUGCCAUCAAGGACUACGAGCUGCAGCUGGUGAGCUUCAAGGCACAGGUGGAGCCGGUGGCAUCGCCGGCCAAGAAGCCCAAAGUGCAGUCGGCAUCUGACAGCAUCAUCCAGGAGUACGUGGACCUGCGGACGCAGUACAGUGAGCUGACCACGCUCACCACCCAGUACAUCAAGUUCAUCACCGAGACACUGCGGCGGCUGGAGGACGAGGAGAAAGCCGCCGAGAAGCUGAAAGAGGAGGAGAGGAAGCGGCUGGCGGAGGUGGAGGCGCAGCUGGAGAAGCAGCGGCAGCUGGCCGAGGCCCACGCCAAAGCCAAGGCACAGGCGGAGGCGGAGGCGCGGGAGCUGCAGCUCCGCAUGCAGGAGGAGGUCACCCGGCGGGAGGUGGUGGCCGUGGAUGCCGAGCAGCAGAAGCAGAACAUCCAGCAGGAGCUGAUGCAGUUGCGGCAGAACUCGGACCACCAGAUCAAGUCCAAGGUGAAGCUGAUCGAGGAGGCUGAAUACAACCGCAAGAAAGUGGAGGAGGAGAUCCGCCUCAUCCGCCUGCAGCUGGAGAGCACCGAGAAGCAGCGGGAGAGCGCAGAGACAGAGCUGCAGGAGCUGCGGGCACGUGCCGAAGAUGCUGAGCGGCAGAAGCGGCAAGCACAGGAGGAGGCCGAGCGCCUGCGCCGGCAGGUGAAGGAGGAGAGCCAGAAGAAGCGGGAGGCGGAGGAGGAGCUGAAGCGCAAGGUGCAGGCUGAGCGCGAAGCGGCACGGGAGAAGCAGAAGGCAGUGGCAGACCUGGAGCAGCUGCGGCUGCAGGCGGAGGAGGCUGAGCGGCGUAUGCGGCAGGCAGAGGCUGAGAAGGAUCGGCAGAUCCAGGUGGCCCAGGAGGUGGCCCAGCGCAGCGCUGAGGCCGAGCUGCAGAGCAAGAGGCUCUCUUUUGCUGAGAAGACAGCGCAGCUGGAACUGUCACUGCAGCAGGAGCACGAUGUGGUGGCCCAGCUGCAGGAGGAGGCUGAGCGGCUGAAGAGGCAGCAGCUGGAGGCCGAGCGCUCGCGGGAGGAGGCUGAGAAGGAGCUGGAGCACUGGCGGCAGAAGGCCAACGAGGCGCUGCGCCUGCGGCUGCAGGCUGAAGAAGUGGCCCACAAGAAGUCACUGGCACAGGAGGAGGCCGAGAAGCAGAAGGAGGAUGCAGAGCGCGAGGCCCGCAAGCGCGCCAAGGCAGAGGAGGUGGCCGUGCGGCAGAAGGAGCUGGCGGAGGAAGAACUGGAAAAGCAGCGGGAGCUGGCAGAGGGCACAGCCCAGCAGAAGCUGGCGGCGGAGCAGGAGCUGAUCCGGCUGAAGGCGGAGAUGGAGAAUGGGGAGCAGCAGCGCCUGCUCCUGGAGGAAGAGCUCUCACGGUUGAAGGGCGAAGUAAACGAGGCCAUCCAGAGGAGGAAAGAGCUGGAGGAGGAGCUGGCCAAGCUGCGGGCAGAGAUGGAGGUCCUGCUGGAGAGCAAGGCCAAGACAGAGGAGGAGUCACGCUCCAGCAGCGAGAAGUCCAAGCAGCGGCUGGAGGCAGAGGCCAACAAGCUGCGGGAGCUGGCUGAGGAGGCCGCCCGCCUGCGCGCCCUCUCUGAGGAAGCCAAGCGGCAGCGGCAGCUGGCAGAGGACGAGGCCAGCUGGCAACGGGCUGAGGCCGAGCGCAUCCUGAAGGAGAAGCUGGCGGCCAUCAACGAGGCCUCACGGCUGAAGGCGGAGGCAGAGAUUGCUCUGAAGGAGAAGGAGGCGGAGAACGAGCGUCUGCGGCGGCUGGCGGAGGACGAGGCCUACCAGCGCAAGCUGCUGGAGGAACAGGCAGCCCAACACAAGCAGGACAUUGAGGAGAAGAUUGCCCUGCUGAAGCGCUCCUCGGAGAGCGAGCUGGAGAGGCAGAAGGGGCUCGUGGAGGAUACGCUGAGGCAGCGGCGUCAGGUGGAGGAGGAGAUCCGUGCCCUCAAGGCCAGCUUCGAGAGGGCCUCAGCUGGCAAGAGCGAGCUGGAGCGGGAGCUGAACCGCAUCCGUGGGGAGGCAGAGGAGGUGCAGCGCAGCCGGGAGCAGGCGGAGCGGGAGGCUGAGCGGCAGCGGGCGCUGGCGCUGGAGGAGGAGGGCCGCCGGCGCGAGGCCGAAGAGAAGGUGCAGGCCAUCCUGGCGGCCGAGGAGGAGGCCGGGAGGCAGCGGCGGCUGGCCCUGGAGGAGGUGGAGCGGCUGCGGGCCAUGGUGGAGGAGGCGCGGCGGCAGAAGGAACUGGCGGAGAAGGAGUCAGAGCGGCAGAUCCAGCUGGCACGGGAGGCUGCGCAGAAGCGGAUUGCAGCAGAGGAGAAGGCACACCUGGCUGCCGUGCAGCAGAAGGAGCAGGAGCUGCUCCAGACACGCCAGCAGGAGCAGAGCCUUCUGGACCGGCUGCGUGAGGAGGCUGAGCGGGCCCGGCGGGCAGCUGAGGAGGCCGAGUUUGCCCGUGGCAAGGCCGAGCAGGACGCCAGCUUGUCCCGGCAGCGCGUGGAGGAGGCAGAGCGGCUGAAGCAGCGGGCAGAGGAGGAGGCGCAGGCCAAGGCACAGGCACAGGCGGACGCAGAGAAGCUGCGGAAGGAGGCCGAGCUGGAGGCAGCAAAACGGGCACAGGCAGAGCAGGCUGCCCUGCGGCAGAAGCAGCUGGCCGAUGCCGAGAUGGAGAAGCACAAGAAGUUUGCCGAG
This is a messenger RNA of Passer domesticus (house sparrow), 6857 nucleotides long. It is a transcript of the gene PLEC, whose product is annotated as plectin. The annotation marks the transcript as partial. Gene Ontology annotation, cellular component: hemidesmosome; sarcolemma; intermediate filament. Gene Ontology annotation, molecular function: structural constituent of cytoskeleton; structural constituent of muscle; cadherin binding. The record is from RefSeq and is a predicted model, not a curated record. The transcript has 34 exons. Gene Ontology annotation, biological process: wound healing; intermediate filament cytoskeleton organization; hemidesmosome assembly. Lineage: Eukaryota; Metazoa; Chordata; Aves; Passeriformes; Passeridae.